Messenger RNA from Prorocentrum cordatum, 1799 nucleotides. The record is from the annotation of a GenBank genome assembly. NCBI's taxonomy places the organism in Eukaryota, Dinophyceae, Prorocentrales, Prorocentraceae.
GGCGACGGGUUCUUCAGCUCGCGCGGGCGCGGGCGGCGGGCUGGGAGAUGGAUGUCGGCGCGGCGGUGGUGUUGUUGGUUCGCCCGUGGCGCCAUGCUGCGCGGUGCAGGCCUUUGGCCCACUGUGCUCGCAGGCGGCGAGACAGUUGCCAUCAUCGGCAGCAUCGGGUCGGACCAGCAGCUGCUCUCCGAGGAUACCGUGACCAGUCUGGUGGUCGACAUUGCCGACGAAGACGGCACUGCAGAGGUCAUCGACUUGCCAGGCAGCGGCGGUAUUCUCAAGUACCGGGGAGGAGUCGUGGCUUCGAACGGCGCCAUCUACGCGUGCCCUCUGCACGCAUCAGCGGUGCUAAAGGUCGACCCUGCCAGUGACGUCGUUUCCGUCUUCGGAGACGUGGGCACCGGCUCCUUCAAGUGGGGGCACGGCGUCCUCGCCGCCAACGACCACGUCUAUUGCAUCCCAGACUCCGCAUCCGCGGUGCUGGAGAUCGACACGGCGGAAGACACCGUCUCCUUCUUGGGCUCCGGGGACAUCGGCAGCGGCAGCUACAAGUGGAAGCACGCCGUCGUGGCCGCGAACGGUGCGAUCUACGGCAUCCCGUUCUACGCCAGCGCGGUGCUCAAAGUCGACCCGCUCCGCGGCAUGGUGACCCAGAUCUCGGCGCCGAGCUCCGCGGCGGGCCCGGGGGCCGGCCCCUCGAAGUGGCAGCACGGGGUGCUUGCGUCCACGGGGGUGAUCUACGGCAUCCCCUGCAGUGCGGGCUCGGUGCUCAGGAUCGACCCAGCAAGCGACUCCGUGAGCACUCUCGGCGACGUGAGCAGUGAGGGGACCAGCUGCAAGUGGGCUCACGGCGUGGAGGUGCGGAACGGAGCCAUCUAUGCGGCGCCGUACAGCGCCUCCAGCGUGCUCAGGAUCGACACGAACACAGAAGUUGUUAGCUUGCUCGACUCUUUUACGAACACGGGCUUCUACCAGUGGCAUUUCAGCAUCGUCAGUUCAGCUGGCAUUAUCUAUGCUCUGCCAGACAAGGCGGAGUCGAUCUUGCGGAUAGCGACCGCUGAAGACGGCAGUGUGGACAGCGUGUCCACGAUGGGUUCUUUCGCAGGGUCUCACUACAAAUAUCGCGCCGGAGCCGUGGUGGAAGGCGGUGCCAUCUACGGCAUCCCGUACCAAGCGGGGCCAACGGUUGCGAACAGCAUCAUUUCACGGCGCAUUCGGGGUCAGGAGGCCCACUUCGAGCGAGAGCGCGCCACAAUCCCUGCACAUCCCAUGGCACUAUCCAAUCACGUGCGCAUGGCACGGCGGCGGAUCUACGCGUUGCCCUCGAGCGCUGGCGGCGUCUUGAAAGUGGACCCCGCGGACUUGGACGCGCCACCCGGCGGCUGGGAAGAGCCGGCGUUGAAUGCCGUCUCUGCGGGCGUCGGAGGCGCUGCGGCCGCCCUCAUCGUGGCGUCCAGCGCUGCCUGCGGCUCGGCCCUGGUCCUCCGCAAGAGGUGGGAGGGCAAGCGCCGCAGGCGACUCGCGGGAGCAGGCGCCCAGCAAGAGGCUGCGACGCCCACUGUGGAGCACGGUGCGCGGCAAGCGGCUGCGGCGCGCACCGAGCGCGGCGCGGCGCAGCCCGGGCGGCCCGGCAGCAGCUCCGCCGGCGGCCCCUCCGCGCCCGGCCCCGCCGCGGGCCACCCCGGGGGCCCCGCGCCGCCCGGCGCGGGCCACGCGGGCAGGCGCAGCAGCGCCGCGGGCGCCCGCGGGGCCGGGCCCCUCGCUGCGGGGGGCGGGGCGGCGGAGCCCCUGCGCUCCAG